Messenger RNA from Dunckerocampus dactyliophorus (ringed pipefish), 2208 nucleotides. RefSeq names its product organic cation/carnitine transporter 2-like. Bases 1 to 1695 code for a protein of 564 amino acids. Gene Ontology annotation, cellular component: membrane. The record is from RefSeq and is a predicted model, not a curated record. Lineage: Eukaryota; Metazoa; Chordata; Actinopteri; Syngnathiformes; Syngnathidae. Gene Ontology annotation, biological process: transmembrane transport. Gene Ontology annotation, molecular function: transmembrane transporter activity. The transcript is spliced from 11 exons.
AUGAUGCAGGACUACGAGGACCUGGUGUCCUUCCUGAAGACCUGGGGUCCCUACCAGAGACGUGUCUUGUCCCUGCUGUGUCUUGCUGUCAUUCCCACGGGAUACAACGUCAUGUCACCCUUCUUCCUGCUGGCAACGCCCGUGCACACCUGCAGCAUCCCCGCCCACGCCAACCUGAGCCAGGACUGGAUCCAAACCAGCAUCCCAGUCCAGCUGGUCGAAGGCCACAUGCGGCGCAGCAGUUGUCACCGCUUUGAGCUGGCCUUCAUCCAGAACCAGAGUGCACUGGGACUAGAACCAGGUCCCGGACCAGGAUUAGACGUCCUGCUGUCGGGCCUGAAGCAGGAAGUUUGUAAGGACGGUUGGACCUUUAGCAAGGAGCACUACGAGUCCACUGUUGUCACUGAGUUUAGUCUGGUGUGUGAGGACGAGUGGAAAGCACCUUUGACCUCUUUUGCCUACUUCUUGGGUGGACUGUGUGGAUGCUUCAUCUCGGGUCAGAUCUCUGACAGGGUGGGCAGGAAGCCGGUUCUACUGGGUUCCAUCGCCAUGCUCAGCAUCUUCAGCAGUGCUUUGGCCCUGGCGCCGUCCUGGGAGGUCUUCACCAUCCUCUUCUUCAUGCUGGGCUUGGGACAAAUUAGCUGCUAUGUCAUCAUCUUCGUGCUUGGCUCAGAGAUCCUGAUGGGUCCAACCAGAGUUCUGUUCUCCAGCCUGGUUUUGCCCUUCUCUUACGUGUUGGGCAUGUUACUGCUGCCUGGCACCGCCUACCUGACCCAAACCUGGCGUCUUCUGGCGCUGAUCCUGGCCGUGCCUGGUCUGGCCUGUGUGCCACUGUGGUGGCUUCUGCCUGAGUCUCCUCGCUGGCUGGCGUCUCAUGGACGUCAGAGAGAGGCUGAAAUUCUGCUGAGGUCGGCGGCCUUGGAGAACCGUGUGGAAGCUCCACAAAUCAUCUUCAACCCUGCCAAGGUGGAAAACCCAGCAAGGCACAAGUCCCGGUCUGUGGGUUUUUUGGACAUGCUGAGGACACGGAAAGUUCGCCACGUCACGCUCAUCCUGUGGCUGGUCUGGUUCUCCCUCAACGUCAGCUAUUUCGGCACGUCUUUCAACAUGUCCGGUCUGAAUGGCAACCCCUUCCUCACCUACUUUUCGGUGUCGCUGGUGGAGCUGCCAUCGUAUGCCGCUAGCUGGCUGGCGGUGCGUUAUCUUCAUCGCCGCCUGUCCUUCGCUGGCUUCUCCCUGCUGGGGGCGCUAGCGCUGCUGCUCAUUCAGAUCACCAUGAACAGUCAUCCACAGGUAACCUUGUUCCUGGUUAUGGUGGGUAAAUUUGGUGUCCUGGCGGGCAUCAGCGUCUUGUACACUUACAGUGGUGAGCUAUACCCCACGGUGAUCCGGAAUACAGCCAUGUCGUCCUGUGCCACCUUCUCCAGAAUGGCUUCCUCUGUGUCGCCUUACCUGCUGCAGCUGGCCGUGUUCAGUCAGUACCUGCCGUGGAUCAUCGUUGGUUCUCUGUCAGUCCUCGGCGUUGUUCUGUGCGUCUUCCUGCCCGAGACCUUCAGCAGGCCGCUUCCUGACACCAUCCAACAGAUGGCACCCACGCAGAGGUGUCCAUGCACGCCUUGUGGUGCAAAUGAUGAAGUGAAACCCGCUGAGGAUCAAACAUCAAUGCCUGAGAUCGUCCUCACAAGUCACUUUUAACACGUCUGCUGAAUGGCGCUGUUUUCACAUGUUGUCCACCAGAUGGGACUAGGAGCCGCUGACACGCUAAAGCUUAGAGAAUUUUUAAAUGAACGGAAAAAUUCCAUUGUAACACAAAGAUGGUGUAACUUCCUGAAAAGUGUAAAUGUAGCUUACGUUUCAUCUGUUACAUGGAAAUGAACUGAAAUGCUAAGGAGCAUCCAUCCAUUUUCUGUACCGCUUGUCUGCUUGUUCACUGGUGUGCUGGAGCCUAUGAGAAUGUCAUGUAAAUGGAUCAUUAGUAAAUGUUCCAUUUUUGUUUCAGUAAAAUCUCUCUCUCUCUCUCUCUCUCUAUAUAUAUAUAUAUAUACAGUAGCUAGUUAGUAGUAGUAUAUAGUAGUUAGCAAAAAUAAAAUACCCAUACUAUUAAAAAAGAAAAAUGUUACUUUUUUCGUGUAGUCUUUCAACUUCUCAGGGAUAUGAACUGAAAAGGGGUGGUCUUUCUUUCUGUGGCCCCGCCUUGGAUAUACGUCA